Protopolystoma xenopodis is the source of this 276-nucleotide messenger RNA. The record is from the annotation of a GenBank genome assembly. NCBI's taxonomy places the organism in Eukaryota, Metazoa, Platyhelminthes, Monogenea, Polystomatidea, Polystomatidae.
AUGUCUAUAAAUUGGCGGAACUUCUCAAAUGUUGAUCUGGAGAUCUCGAACGACGCAGGCUUCCCUCAGUCUGAGGUUUUUAACGCAGAAAAAAAACGCAACACUUCUGAGUAUCAGCGUACGGUUGACAUUCCAACCAUUAAGCAACUGCAGAACCGUCAGCGUCGCCUCUGCGAUGAGUGUACCCAGCACUGGAGCAAGAGAGCACGUGAGCUUGUAACAAAUGGAGAAGAGCUGAUAGACGAUGGGCAUGUGCCCAGUGACGAGGUGGGUUGA